AUGGCAUCAGAACGUUAUUCGUCAAAACUCCUCCUGCUCAACUUCCCCAGCAACUGCCACUCCCGACUUCCAAAGCAAAUUGAAGAAAUACACUCGCCCACCUGCCCAAUUCUCCCCGGGCCAGGCAACCCGCCCUGGAUCUCUGAACUCACCAGUGCCGACCGAAUUGAGCAGGAUCUCUACGAUUACGGCCAUCGCCUCUGGGGGUUUGUCAUCUACCGGUGUACAUACCAGAGCAAUACAGCCUGGACCAAAUUUCUGCGCCGUCUAGUCGCCGACACUGAGGAUGUCCUAGAAGGGGCAGAUGAUCUACUUGAUCAUCUGGCUAUAACUGUCCUCGAGGACCCGGGCAAGUUCGACGGGGCUACUGCAGCGGUGGUUCGAGAGCAUUUCAAUCAGUGGGCAGCGACGGCGGUGGAAGAGGAACAGGGCACCACAGCUCAGGGUCUCGUCCCGGGGCUGGAGGGGUUUCAACGGUAUAGAUAUUGCAUUCAGGUUACGCAGGAUGAAUUGGACUCGGUUCUCGCUGAUGAUUAUGAGAGAAACGGGUUUCUGCGUAUGAUUUGGAGGGAUUGGAAGGAGUAUGAGCCGUUUGAGGAAGAUGGAGAGAGGUUUGAGGAGGAGGAGGAGGAGCCGCUUGAAGGAUGUACCUUGGAAGCGGUUGGGUGGAUGAGGGUUCCGUUUUGGGGUGUGAUGUUUCUUCCUUGGUCUCAUUUGCGGGAUCCGAAUGCUUGGUAUAUAGAGUAUCGUCGGCCGCCGGCGAUUGGUCAUUUUUAG
Penicillium daleae is the source of this 777-nucleotide messenger RNA. RefSeq lists its product as uncharacterized. The transcript has a single exon. Bases 1 to 777 code for a protein of 258 amino acids. NCBI's taxonomy places the organism in Eukaryota, Fungi, Ascomycota, Eurotiomycetes, Eurotiales, Aspergillaceae. The record is from RefSeq and is a predicted model, not a curated record.